This is a messenger RNA of Linum tenue, 2187 nucleotides long. Lineage: Eukaryota; Viridiplantae; Streptophyta; Magnoliopsida; Malpighiales; Linaceae. The record is from the annotation of a GenBank genome assembly.
AUGGGGUCACUAACCAUGACUCCACAAGUAACCCACUUCGUCUUAUUCCCAUUCAUGGCGCAAGGCCAUCUCAUCCCCAUGGCCGACAUCGCCAAGCUCCUCGCAUCCCGCCCCGGAGUCCACGUCACCAUCGUCACCACGCCGAUCAACGCCGCUAGAAUCAAAUCCUCAAUCGACCGUGCAGUCAACGAAUCACACCUUCUCAUCAACCUCGUCCAGCUCCGUUUCCCCUGUUCCGAAGCAGGGCUCCCGGAGAAUUGCGAGAGCUGCGACUUGCUGCCUUCCCUGAACUCCUCAAUGGGAAUCUUCAAGGCCGCCGCUUUAAUGGAGCCGGAGGUGGAAUCCCUCUUCGAAACCUUAAACCCACCACCGAGCUGCAUCAUCUCCGACUUCUGCCUUGCUUACACCAACAGGGUAGCGAAGAAAUUCAGCGUUCCGAGGAUCAGCUUCCACGGGUUCUGCUGCUUCAGCCUCCUCUGCCUCCACUGCAUCAAGCUCCACGGGGAGGAGGUGGAUCGGCUUAGUGCGGGCUCCGAUGACGAGUACUUCGUCCUCCCGGGUUUUCCGGGAGGAAUCGAAUACACCAGGGCGCAACUUCCCAUGCGCCCUGCGAAUGGAGGGAAUGGGGAGUCGAAGGAUGAAGUAGUUGUGGAUGAUAUAACGAAGGCAGAGUCGGAGGCCUAUGGGGUGAUUGUGAACACGUUCGAGGAACUGGAGGCAGAGUACUUGAAGGGAUACAAGGAGGCGAAACAGGGGAGGGUUUGGUGUGUUGGGCCCGUUUCGCUGACCAAUCAACUCGAAUUGGAUAAGUUGGAAAGAGGGAACUCCUCCUCGUCGUCUACUGCUACCGUAGACAAAUGUAUAAGCUGGUUGAACGAGAAGGAGGAGAAUUCUGUAAUUUAUGUAUGUCUGGGCUCAAUAUGCAACCUCUCGUCCGUGCAGCUGAUUGAGCUGGCAUUGGGAUUGGAGGCGUCGGAGAAAGAGUUCGUGUGGGCGAUUAGGGAGACCGAGAAGACGAAUGAGCUAUUCGAGUGGAUGGCAGAUGAAGGAUUUGAAGAAAGGGUUUCGGGGAAAGGGAUGGUGAUUCGAGGGUGGGUGCCUCAGGGCCACAUGAUCCCCAUGGUCGACAUUGCCAAGCUCCUAGCGUCCCGGCCGGGCGUCCUCGUCACACUCGUGACAACUCCGGUGAACGCAGCCAGAUUCAAGUCCCCGAUCGACCGUGCAAUCAACGAAUUAGGUCUCUCAAUCAAAGUGGUCCAGCUUCGAUUCCCCUGUUCAGAGGCAGGGCUCCCUGAGAACUGCGAGAACGCCGACUUGCUCCCUUCCUUCUCCUCCCUCAUCGAUUUCUUUGUCGCAGCCGCGUUAAUGGAGCCUGAGGUGGAAACCCUGUUCGAAACCUUGAAGAACCCACCACCGAGCUGCAUCAUCUCCGACUUCUGCCUUCCUUACACCAACAGGAUAGCGAAGAAAUUCGACGUCCCGAGGAUCAGCUUCCAAGGCUUCAGCUGCUUCAGCCUCCUCUGCCUCUACUGCAUGAAGCUCCACCGGGAUGAAUUCGAGAGCUCCGCGAGGAGCUCCGACCACGACUACUUCGUCCUCCCGGGGUUUCCGGGAGGAAUCGAGCUCACCAGAGCGCAGCUUCCGAUCCGGUACGAGGAUCUAUGGGGUGGGAUGACGAACAAUGGAACUGAAGUUGAUAUGGGCAAGGCAGAAUUGGAUGCUUAUGGGGUCAUUAUGAACACGUUCGAGGAACUGGAGGCAGAGUACCUGGAGGCGCUCAAGGAGGCAAAACAGGGGAGGGUGUGGUGCGUUGGGCCCGUUUCGCUGACGAAUCGUUUCGAAUUGGAUAAGUUGGAGAGAGGAAACUGCUCCAUCUCCGCUUCCUCUUUGUCAUCUUCAUCAGCUCGAGUCGAUCCAUGUCUGAGUUGGUUGGAUGACAAGGAACAGGGUUCAGUGAUUUAUGUGUGUAUGGGCUCGAUAUGCAAUCUCUCGUCGGCACAGCUGAUCGAGCUUGCUUUAGGUCUUGAGGCGUCAAAUAAGGCGUUCGUGUGGGUCGUUAGGGAGAUUGAGAAAACAAAGGAGCUUUUCAUAUGGAUGGAAGAUGAGAAAUUCGAGGAGAGAGUUUCUCCGAGAGGCGUGGUGAUACGAGAGUGGGCGCCCCAGGGAUUAGCAGUGGGGUGCCUCUAG